UGAUGGAAUAUUUUUUAUUUGUUAGCAGAAUUCUGUGGAUGGCAAUAGCCAUCAAUUUUAUUCCUUUCUUGAAAGUGUGUUGAUAUCGCCAUUCGACCAAUUAUUCCUCUUAUAUGUUGGUGUUUUAUAGGGAUCACAUUAAGGAUCAAGUGCAUCACAUACUGUACAUGCAAGCGACGGCGUUUAUAUUAGUGAUGAGGGCAAUGGCUGCUAUGGUCAUUGAACAUGUCAAUGAUCAGUAGGGAAACCAAUGGUUGGUUAAACUAGCUAUUUAUACCUCUGUUGAUUGGAAGGUAAUAAAUGAUACCAUAAACUUGAUCAUCUUUUGUUGGUGCAUAUUGAGGAAGAGAUUGAUUGGUUUAAGUUUGUGAACCAUGGAUAUGCUAAGCUAAAAGAAACUCUGAUGGUGGAAAGAUGGUAUUUGGAUGAGAUACAGUGGAAUGCUCUUCAUUUGGUGCACCUGCUUCUUGUAAUGUAGGGGAUGUUGAUGAUGGAAGGAAGUCAAAAGAAGUUGUAAACUUGCUUGCUUUGUGUAAUGAGUAAGCAAUAUAUAGAGUGCUGACAUUAGAGGCUGCAGUACUAAAGGUAUUUAAAUAAGAAAACACAACCUUAGUUUUGCUACAGAAUCAGAAAAAUGUGUAUGACAAAUGAUAAAAGGUUGGUUGAGUUUGAACAGUUUUAGAGAUUUGAUUUCGAAUUUGAUUAAGGUCAUAGGGCAGGGUUUUAAAAAAAAAAACUGAAAAUAUUAUUAAAUAUUGGCUAUAAAUUAUAAUAAUUUUAUUAAACCUAAACCAAGUCAAUGACAGCAUGGUUGAACUUUUAGUUGGUAUAUAUUUGUAAGUAAUAGAAAAUGAGUCUUAGAACACAAUAAACCCUAAAUAUAGUUUUAACAAAGAAAAAAGACGAAACAUUAUAAGACUAAAACCAGAGGAGGGCAGGGCAGAGAAGAGGGUCCUCGAUCACCAUGGCUACUGGUUUGAGUACUAGGAAUGGCAAUAUUGGCAUGGCCCUCCCCACCGCCGCCGUCAACAAACUCAACAAUCCAUUACCAUCCAAAGAAUGCAGCAACUGCAGUGGCCAUUCUCCCUUCUUUAUCCACCAAGUUCGCCACUUAGGCAUCCUCCGCCGCCUCUGCACUGCCUGUGUCCUCCGCCUCCACCCUUCCUCGUUCUGCCCUGCUUGUUUUACCUUCUACGGCGGCUCCCCACCCCAUCCUUCCAAACGUGUCAACUGCUCCAAUUGCUGCUCCCUCACCCAUUCUCACUGCGCAGGCGACACCAUUCUCACCUCUUACCUCUGCACACCUUGUAAGGACUCUUCUUUCUCUUUCUUUCCUCUCAAGGACAACAAGAUCGACAAGAAGCUCGCUCUCGCUUUGCUCUGCGCUGCCAAGAUUGCCUCCUCUUCCAUGGGGAAGGCCGUUACCGUAGCAUGGGCCGAGGCUGACAGGAAGGUAAGGGAGGCGGCGCUUGCAAGAAAACGGGCAAGGGAAUCCCUCGAACAUCUACUCGUUGUUACUCGUAAGGAAAAGGCCAGAAAGGAAAAUGAGGCCAAAGUUGAGGACUUGGACGUGGACAAUGGUGAUGAAGAUGGUGACGGUGAUGGGGAUGGGGAUAUUGAUGUUGAUCUCGUACGACAUAUAGAAGAUAGUCUUGUUAAAGCCGACGAUUGAGUUCUUUUUGUGUGUUUUGAUGGAGGUGUCAAAGCUUGGAAACCAAGGCUGUACAUUGUUUUUUCAUUUAUUCUUCAUUUAUUCUUCAUCAUUAUCUUA
Gossypium raimondii (Peruvian cotton) is the source of this 1771-nucleotide messenger RNA. RefSeq lists its product as uncharacterized. NCBI's taxonomy places the organism in Eukaryota, Viridiplantae, Streptophyta, Magnoliopsida, Malvales, Malvaceae. Bases 965 to 1672 code for a protein of 235 amino acids. The transcript has a single exon. The record is from RefSeq and is a predicted model, not a curated record.